GAUGGCGGAUUUUCAGUGAAAUUCUUUCCGCUCGACGCCUUUUCGCCUAUAAUCRCUAAAAAUAUUAGUCACACUACUAAGAUUAUAUAAAAAUGGUUUAUUUUGACUCCUGGGAUGAGUUCGCCAAAGCUGUAGAACAAUUAUAUUUCGCUGAACCUAAUAAGUUUCGUUUUGUUAUAAAAUAUCGACAUUGUGAUGGUAAAGUCGUUAUCAAAGGCACGGACGACAACAUGUGUUUAAAAUAUAGAACUGAACAGCAACAAGACUUGAAGAAAUUUGAAAAAUUAAAUAGCGUACUAAUGAGGCACAUGGCGUCAAGAUAGGGAACAUUAAUUUAUUGGUAAUUAACACAAGCAUAUUAUCCUGCAAGCCUUCUUUGAGCUGUCAAGGAAUGAUACUUUACCUGGAAUUCAAUUACCAUAACAACACUACAGAUGGUUUCCAGAAAGAGAGUUAGUUAGUGUUAGUAAGUCAUUAUCUUUGAGUAGGUAAAUUUAUAAUUAUUAUUAAUGUAUAAUUAUUGUUUUUURUUKGUUUGUUAUUAUUAAUGUUAGGCAAUUUGCAAAUAUCAAAACUAUCUACAAUUAUCCAGGUAGAUAUUUGAAGACAGGGUCUAAGUUGUACUCUUAAAUUAGUGCAAAUUAUUAGAUAUUUUUUGUUACAUGUUCCUUGUACUAUUUGACGGAGUUUGUUUUUGUUUUCGCAAAUUAGUACAAAAUCCAUUUUACCGUAUAAUUUAUAUGAAAUACUUACAAUUCUUCUGUGUAAUUAUUGCAAUAGAACAUAUUCCAAAAUGAUCCCCUCAUUAGCCUUCUUUUUCYCCUAGCAUAAUGUAAAAUAAACUCUAAAAAUGGUUGCAAAAAAGUCACACUAAUUCAAAUGCAGCAAUCAUGAUAAAGGGUCAUUCGUGACUGUCAUUUCAUUUGCAAAGUGAUUCACAGAUAUCAUUCGUGAAUGCAUCCUUAUUUUGAAUUUCUCUAUUUUUGUUUCCAAUCUGCAUGUAUCAGCCCUUUUGGUUAUCAUUUCUAUAAUCCUAAUGAUAUUUAGGUACUAGAUAGUGGAAAUAAGAAACCAUUGUCUAGGGACUAUGAUUCAAUAUGCAUUGUUUUGUGCAAUACGUUUUAUUUCUGUAAAAUAAAUCUAUUUCAAAGUAUU
Exaiptasia diaphana is the source of this 1155-nucleotide messenger RNA. Its product is annotated as signal recognition particle 9 kDa protein. Bases 93 to 323 code for a protein of 76 amino acids. Gene Ontology annotation, biological process: SRP-dependent cotranslational protein targeting to membrane; negative regulation of translational elongation. The record is from RefSeq and is a predicted model, not a curated record. Gene Ontology annotation, cellular component: signal recognition particle, endoplasmic reticulum targeting. The transcript has 3 exons. Gene Ontology annotation, molecular function: 7S RNA binding. Lineage: Eukaryota; Metazoa; Cnidaria; Anthozoa; Actiniaria; Aiptasiidae.